AUGAACCUCAAACCACCAUCUUCUUCACCACUAACUUCUAACUCCAACAACCCAUUUCCUGCAACCCACUCUUCUCUCACCCUCCAUUGGGUUUCUUCCCCACACUAUCCCUCCUCCAUCUCCAGCCCCACGCGCCCAUUUCGCCUACUCGCCACCGCCAACCCCCCCACCAACCCAACUUCAGACCUCUCUCUCGCCGCCACCGCCGCACUACCUAAUGAAGACCAAAAGCUUCUGACGCUCCUCCGCCAGAGAAAAACAGAGGAGGCUUGGAUUGCCUACACCCAAUCCACCCAUUUGCCCAAUCCCACUUGCCUCAGCCGCUUGCUCUCUCAACUCUCCUACCAGAACUCUCAUUCCGGCCUCACUCGCGCCCAGUCCAUCCUCACGCGCCUCCGAAAUGAGCGCCAGCUCCGCCACCUCGACGCCAACUCCCUUGGCCUCCUCGCCGUCGCUGCCGCCAAGGCUGGCCAGACCCGCUAUGCUGCAUCCAUUGUCAAGUCCAUGCUCCGCUCCGGCUUCCUCCCUCACGUCAAGGCCUGGAGUGCCGUCGUGAGCCGGCUCGCCGCCACUGGGGAUGACGGGCCUGCCGACGCUCUCAAGCUCUUCCAUUCAGUCACCCGCCGUGUCCGGCGGUUCUCGGAGCCGGAGUUGGUCGCUGACUCGCGGCCGGACACGGCAGCCUUCAAUGCUGCGCUGAAUGCCUGUGCCAAUUUGGGGGAUACUAAGAGAUUCUUGAAGCUGUUCGAUGAAAUGCCUGAGUAUGGUGCUGAGCCUGAUGUGCUCACUUACAAUGUUAUGAUCAAGCUGUGCGCCAGAGUUGGAAGGAAAGAUUUGCUUGUUUUUGUGUUGGAGAGGAUUCUUGACAAGGGCAUUACCUUGUGUAUGACAACCUUGAAUUCGCUGGUGGCAGCUUAUGUUGGUUUCGGUGAUUUGGAAACCGCAGAGCAAAUGGUUCAAGCAAUGAGGGAAGGGAGAAGAGACCUGUGCAAGAUUUUAAGGGAUUCGAAUUCGAAUAAUUCAAAGUCCAGUCUAAGUGAUGGGGAUGUGUUUGAGAAGUUGCUUCCUAAUUCGGUUAGAGCAAAUGAUUGCGAGCCGCCAUUGUUGCCUAAAGCAUACACUUGUAACUCUAGGAUUUACACUACUUUAAUGAAGGGUUAUAUGAAUGUUGGCCGUGUUACAGACACCGUUCGGAUGCUAGAGGCACUGAGGCACCAGGAUGAUAGCUCAAGCCAUCCUGACCAUGUAACCUAUACGACUGUUAUUUCUGCAUUUGUGAAGGCUGGCUCAAUGGACCGUGCUCGGCGAGUGCUUGCAGAGAUGACAAGAGUUGGUGUGCCUGCAAAUCGGAUCACGUAUAAUAUUCUUCUCAAAGGUUAUUGCCAGCAGCUGCAGAUAGACCAGGCCAAGGAGCUCCUUAGGGAGAUGGCUGAUGAUGCUGGGAUUGAGCCUGAUGUGGUUUCGUAUAAUAUAUUGAUUGAUGGAUGCAUACUGGUUGAUGACAGUGCUGGGGCUCUUGGCUUUUUUAAUGAGAUGCGAACAAGAGGACUUGCUCCCACCAAGAUCAGUUACACCACUUUGAUGAAAGCCUUUGCCUUGUCGGGUCAGCCGAAGCUGGCUAACAAGGUGUUUGAUGAGAUGCUUAACGAUCCUCGGGUAAAGGCUGAUUUGGUUGCCUGGAAUAUGUUGGUUGAAGCGUAUUGCAGAAUGGGGUUAGUCGAAGAAGCCAAGAAAAUCAUUCAGAGAAUCAAAGACAAUGGGUUUCACCCUGAUGUGGCCACGUAUGGCAGCCUUGCCAACGGAAUUGCAUUGGCUAGAAAACCAGGGGAGGCACUCUUGCUUUGGAAUGAAGUGAAGGAGAGAUGUAGGGUGAAAAAGGAAGGGGAAACUUCCGAUCCGCCAAUGCUGAAACCCGAUGAAGGGCUAUUAGAUACUUUGGCUGAUAUAUGUGUCAGGGCUGCUUUCUUUAAGAAGGCUUUGGAGAUUGUGGCUUGUAUGGAAGAGAAUGGGAUCCCUCCAAAUAAGACAAAGUUCACUAAAAUUUAUGUGGAGAUGCAUUCUAGGAUGUUUACUAGUAAGCAUGCCUCACAAGCCAGGCAGGACAGGAGGAUUGAGAGGAAGAGAGCAGCUGAGGCUUUCAAAUUUUGGCUGGGUUUGCCCAAUUCUUACUAUGGGAGUGAAUGGAGGUUAGAGCCUAUAGAUGGAGAUGAGUGA
Molecule: messenger RNA, 2214 nt
Organism: Prunus armeniaca (apricot)
Lineage: Eukaryota; Viridiplantae; Streptophyta; Magnoliopsida; Rosales; Rosaceae
Source: the annotation of a GenBank genome assembly